This is a messenger RNA of Chara braunii, 2649 nucleotides long. The record is from the annotation of a GenBank genome assembly. NCBI's taxonomy places the organism in Eukaryota, Viridiplantae, Streptophyta, Charophyceae, Charales, Characeae.
CAUCCACACCUAUGUUUGGAGGCAGGAAAGCCACCAAGUUGGCACCAACUGAUCAAGAGGAACUCAGGAAGCGCUUAGCUGAACAAGGGCCAUGGCUACAAAUCCUAUGCUUCUCCGGUUGGUUUUCAGCAGCAAUCUCCUCUUCCUCCCUCUCCUCUUCGUCUUCAUCACGCCCAUGUGUGUGGGGUGCAAUGCCAUUGAGAAUCAUUAUGCCAUAGAAAUGAGCAAUCGUCGGGAGCUUCAAGAGCAGCGAAGCUCGCUGAAGAUAGUUCACGAAGGAAUCUUUACGUAUCUUGGAGACAUCCUCUCUUCAAGCGACCGAUCUCCUAACACCAGCGUUCUUAUCGAUGCAAUGGUGCUUUCAUUAGAUGAAAGGACUGUCUACUAUGUUGAGAAAACAGAGACGAUGGUCAACUCCACGCGAAGUCAAACUUCGGUUGUUAAGAAGGCAGAGCGAUUGCUGAACCUGAGUCAGGGGGUGGACUAUAACAUCUCAUAUGUUGCGGGACCGUGGCUAAAUGCAACGAAUAACAAAUCAACCAUUGUGCAAGGCCUGUUGAUGCUUGACUCCGUCCAUUUGAUUAUUUCAGAUAAGCUGAACUCGCUCUUGCGCAGGUUUGAUGUCACUCAAGGGAAACAGGUGGGAUCUAGGGAGAUGCUAUUUCCCCUGCAAAUGGCCAAGCACCCGACGCAGGAAGCCUUCUUCGUGUCAUCGAGUGACCGCAUCAUAAAGGUCCCUUUAACGCGACCGGAGGAGUGGAACGAAUUUAUCGUCAUUUCCGGUCCAGCCGACCUUCAGAAAGGAGAUUUCGUAGAUAGUCAGAAUAAGUCUGAGGUUCGGUUUUGCGCUCCUCAUAUAGGGCCGCAAGCUGUUUCGCAAGAUGGAGGACUCAUGUACGUCGCCGACUACUGGAACAAUGCAGUUCGACAGGUCGAUCUCCUUCGAGGGGCCACGGACACAAUUUCUGCCAGUGGACCCAAGAAUACUGGCCUUAUUCCCGAAGGGGGAUUCCAAAACCCCAACGGUGUGGUUUUGACUGCCGACGGGUGCAACCUGUUCGUGUCUGAUCGAAACAGUGGAAGAAUCCAUUGGCUAAAAUUUGACAAACCCGGGGGGAACGUAACAGAGCUCAAGACAGUUGCAGUUUUACUGAAGCCGAACGGAUCUCCAGAGCUGAUUACGUCUCCGUGCCUUUCAAAAGAUGAGCAAUACUUGUUCUUCGGCAGCGGGGAUGGUCAGAUCCUAAAACUUCAGCUGAACAUCACUGCUGUUCACGGAUGCGCAAUGGCACCACCACCUGGAGGUAAAACCCGAACUUCCCACGGUGACAAUCUCGGGCUGGUCUUGCAGAUAUCGUUAGGAGUACUAGGCUUUCUCAUCGGUGCACUGGCAUGCACGUUCUGCGUUUGCUUUUGCUUCCGAAGGCACUCGAGACUGACAGUGCGUCAAAAAGACCGUACUAGAAAUACCAGCACAAACACUCCACAAGGCACAGGUAGCAGUGACCAGAAGAGUCUUUCUACUAGUACGUCGUCGCAUGGCUUAAGUACUCACAAGUUUUCUGAAUCAUCAUCGGAGUCAGCAACGAACGUUAUCAGGGAGUUUCCGCUGUCGGUGGUGCAAGCAGCAGUCGAGAAAGGGACUUGCUUGACUGGGAAGGGGGGGGGAUAUGGCGAUGUGUACAGAGCAUCACUGGAGGUGGGAAGGAAGACCGUCGACGUUGCCAUUAAGGUAAUGAGAGGGGAAUUAAACGAGAUCAAACACAGGCAAUUCAGGGCAGAACUGAAUGCUCUCUCCAAUGUGCGUCAUAAGAACCUGUGCAAAUUGUUGGGGUUCUGCGCCGAGGAGGGGAAGUGUAUUCUCGUCUACCCGUUCAUCGAAGGUGGCUCCCUCCAUGAUCGCUUGCAUGACCAUCGCAGACAGCCUAAACCGUCGUCGGAUGAGCAAGGAAAGGAGACCUCCGAUGAGAGACUUCCCCCCCCCGAUUGGCAGGAGCGGAUGCUGAUCGCCAAACAAAUCGCAACUUGUUUGCGUUAUCUGCACUCUGAAUUGGAGCAGCCCAUUGUACACCGCGACGUCAAGUGUAGGAAUAUCCUAGUCCAGGGGAGGGGAAAGUCGGUCCAGGCGUUUCUGUGCGACUUCGGACUUGCUAAACCGAGGACCGAGGACGAGUAUGAUGGCCAUACUUUCACUGGCAAUACAACCGUGGACACGCUGACAACGGCUGGCACUCCUGGCUACAUGCCUCCAGAAUAUAUCUUUGAGUCAAGACUUACGAUGUCCAGUGAUGUUUUCGCUUUUGGUGUGGUACUGCUCGAACUUGUCACAGGACAGUUGCCGAUUUCUCGACUAGAGGACGGCAGUGUCGUGCUGCUCAGCAGAUGCGCGAGGCAAUCGGCAGCCGACACAUUGAUAGAUUCAAGCAUACAAAGCUCCUUAACGCCUAGUGAGGGGAAGAUGGCGAGUGAUGUCAUGAAGCUCGGUCUCCAGUGCACAGACGAGCUGGCAAGGAAGAGACCUUCCAUGAAGGAUGUAGUGUUUGAACUCGAAGUCAUCAUGAAAAGCCAUUGAAAGGAAUUGUCCGGAAAGAGAGAGUGUGCUCUCCGAUGCGGACAGGUUGAGCGGGUGAAUGGUGGGCUACUUUGCGU